GGCUAUAAAAUAUCACGUUACCAUUAAUAGGCGCCGAGUAGAUGCAUUUAUUGGGGAAGUUUGUGGAACAAAACGUUGCGCUGUGAUCAAUUGGAGCCGAGCAGCAGGCGGUACCCUGCGAGAGUAACAACUCGAAAAUUUAUGUAGGUUAAUUCUGAUUUAAAAAUGCAUUUUCACACAAAACUGGCGCUUAUACUGAUAUUUGCAAUAAAUAAGGCAGUCAGCCAGACAGUAAACAGCUGUACCCUGCCGUCAGCUCCCGUAAACGGUCAGUAUGAAGUUGCCAGCUUCCCCUCAGCCAAGCCUGGAGAUAACCUGCAGUACGCGAUGCUGAACAUCAGCUGUUUACCAGGAUACGAGAUUGUGGGCAACCGGACACUUAUAUGUGUCCAAGGACUGUGGUUUGGAGAAAUGCCUGAAUGUACAAACUGUGGAGUUAUGACAGAGGGUGCCACUGUGCCUCCAUGGCACGUGACCAUUCGCUCUCCACACUGGAAUGAUGGGCAGGAGUUCUGUGCCGGGUCGAUAAUCAGAGGAAACAUCGUUAUUUCUGCCGGCCAUUGCUUUUGGGACGAGAAGAGAGCUAGACUCAGAGAUAUAGACUAUUAUAUUAUGACUAUAAGCAGUCGUAAUCAGACUGGAUAUUCUGGGGGUUACCUGGUGUCUGUAUCCUUGCCAUCUGUUAGAGGGUCUCAAAGACGUCACGUACUUCAAACACUACCAUACAUAUCUACAGCGAAAUGUCUGGACAGCAUCAAGACUUCAUACUCAAACUUCAGAGGAUACCUCACUUAUGAUAAGUUCUGCGCUGGAAGACAAAAUGGUAUGCAGCACCGUGUGAUACGGUGA
This is a messenger RNA of Spodoptera litura, 849 nucleotides long. The record is from RefSeq and is a predicted model, not a curated record. NCBI's taxonomy places the organism in Eukaryota, Metazoa, Arthropoda, Insecta, Lepidoptera, Noctuidae.